Messenger RNA from Bursaphelenchus xylophilus (pine wood nematode), 1287 nucleotides. The record is from the annotation of a GenBank genome assembly. Lineage: Eukaryota; Metazoa; Nematoda; Chromadorea; Rhabditida; Aphelenchoididae.
AUGAAACUCCAACUAUUCUUCUGUUUUUUAGCGGUUAGUCUUUGGAACAGACAUGGAAGAGCGGAAGAUUGUGGAUUGUAUCAAGGUGACUUCAAAAAGUCCAGUGUGUAAGUUGCGUUUGAUACCCUUUGUAUGUCCAGAAGAAAAAAUAAUGCAAAUCCUACAAAAAAUUCAAUUUUCAGGCUGAAACGGCUUGAUUACUGUAUGAAAAAUCGAUUGUAAGUUUGAAUCGGCCACUUUGAGUAGAGUCAGUUACAGUGGGGGAGAUCCAGUGACAAAAAACGUACCAUUUGGUAUCCGGGUAGCAUCAAAAAUGUGGCAAAAUGCUUCCCUCUCCAAGCGAAAAAACUUCGUUUUGAAAGGCGCGCCCUUUCCCUCACAAAAAAGAGAUUUUUGAUGCUUCCCGGAUGCAAAAUGGUACGUUUUUGCCACUGGAUCAGGUCCCCCACUGUAUGACGAAUUUUUCAUUUAGCGAAUCGCCCUGCCGACCGUUAACCCAGCCCGAAAUUCUGCUGGAAAAAGCGUUCAAAAGGCUUUGGAAUUUAAGUAAGUUUCAAACUCUUCGAUGAAAUUACCAUGUUAUCCCUAAAAUAAUAGCCAAAAAUUAAGCUUCGACUGACAUUGGAAGUGCCGAGGGCUGCUCCAAAAUCAUAAAACAACAGCUUCCGCAAGCCUACGAUCAGAUCCUUCGCAAAUACGAUAAGUUGAACGAGAAGGCCUUCUGGAAUGAAUGUCUUGAUGUGACGGACAUCUGUCGGUAAGUUACGACUUUCUAUAGUGAAAUGUUUCAGUGACAACAUGAAAUUCGUCUACUCCGGGACUUGUUUCUUGAUGACUCACUGUUCGAAAAAGUUGGCUUCCAUCGCUUAUGUCAUGCUUUAUUCGUAUCAACAAAUCUCUGUGCAGACUGAAAUGCCGUUACGGUAAGAUGGGGUGGCUUUUUGUAGCUAUUCGAUUUAGCUCUAAGCUGGCUUGGGAGAUAGUUUUAGGCAUUAGACAUAAAAAUAUUUAAAAAAUUUUUAAAAAAUAUUAAAAAAUUUAAGAUUUUUGGGGUAAUAUAAACUUUUUUAAUUCUGCCACUUUGAUUUCAUUUAUAACAUAAUUGAUGUGAAAAACGGCCUUUAUUUUAGCUGCGAUGGCACCUCAAAGUUUGAUCCUCUCCCCGAAAUUUAUUUCAUGGACAGCAAUGUUGACAUGAACAUUCUGGAUAACAGGUUCUGUGAGGGUCUUCCGAUUCCACCAUUGCGAGAGCAGAGGUUAUUCCGACAGUUCAAGAAGAAGGAAUAA